CCAUCGUCAGUUGCUUGAGCAUUUAGCUCUGGAAAAGUACUCAGAUAAUGCAAAUCACAUGGAAAUUAAUGCUCCCAAGUUGAGGUCAUUUGUCUUCAUAGGUAAUAUACAUUUUAUACAUCUAAAAUGUGUCCCUCUUCUUGCAAAAGUUUCACGUGAGUCUAUAGAAUCCUCUGUAAGGGCAGGAAAUUAUGAUCUUGCGGUAUUUUUCAAGUCUAUUCCUGCUCUUGAGAAUCUCCACUGGGAUUACAGUAAUUUCCGGCCGUUCAUGUUUGCAGGACCAGGUGAAGUACCAGGAAAGUUUCCUUCUGCUCUUAACUGCCUUAAACGUCUUUACCUAUCCGAGGUCUGCGUGGCGGAACAUGUCGAGGUUGCAUGGGCUCUUUGCUUGAUAAGAAGCUCCCCAUAUUUAGAGGAACUUGAAAUUAAGGGACCUGGUGAUCUUUUUGGUGAAUUACUUUCUUUUGUGCCUUGGGUGUUGAGGAUGAAAUUCCUGCAAGCUUCUCAGAUGUGACAUAUAAUUACCUCAGGGCAGUUAAGAUUAAAGGUGUAGCAGGAGCAAAGGUUGAAAUGCAGCUUAUCAAGGUUUUAUUGGCCAAGUCUCCGGUGUUAAGGAGAAUGGUGAUUGACCCCGAUAUAGAAGGUGAUGAAUCUCUCAAAGAACUCCCGCAGAUAACAAAAUUUCAGCGGGCAUCACCUUGAGCUGUAGUUGUAUAUAAUGUGAAUGUCUAUCCUGGUUACAAACCUGCUUGAUGUUCGCGAGUCGUUGAUCAGACCAUGAUCAUUGGCCAAAAUGUUUUGAAAGCUUCAGCUUUAAAUAGAAGCUAAUGUUGAUGCCGUAUUUUAAGGCUAUUUUUUAACCUUUGCGUGAGAAAACUCAGUUUGGUAACGUGCAUCUGGAUGGAUGUUGUGGCUAGUGUAUACAUACCAUACAUGUUCAAGGCAAUGAAUGCAAUGUGAAGUUUUUCCAUGCAAAAUAUACUUUCAUGAUUUUAUAGAAUCAAAUUUUGAACA
Molecule: messenger RNA, 1014 nt
Organism: Capsicum annuum
Lineage: Eukaryota; Viridiplantae; Streptophyta; Magnoliopsida; Solanales; Solanaceae
Source: RefSeq, a predicted model, not a curated record